Messenger RNA from Podarcis raffonei (Aeolian wall lizard), 3535 nucleotides. RefSeq names its product coiled-coil domain containing 158 (gene CCDC158). The coding region runs from base 65 to 3424 and encodes 1119 amino acids. The transcript is spliced from 23 exons. NCBI's taxonomy places the organism in Eukaryota, Metazoa, Chordata, Lepidosauria, Squamata, Lacertidae. The record is from RefSeq and is a predicted model, not a curated record.
UUCCAUAGGCACUUCUGCAUAUAAGAGUAACCCAAAUGCACCAUCUUCCAGGCUCGGCAUACUGAUGGAGGGCUCCACAAGUUCUACCUGUAGUACAGCCCCUGCUGCUGCUGCUGCUGCUGCCACCAGCAGUAGCCCUCCCAAAAUUUUAUACACUAAAUAUGAAUUGGACAUUGACAUGGAGACUGGUAAAAGGCCCAAGAAAUGUCCAGGGAAAGGGAAAGAGUCCAUUGAGUCCAUCUUGGAAGAAUAUUCUCAGCAAGUCAGAGAUCUGCAGAAGAAGCUAAAUGAAGCUACAGAACAGCAUGAGCAACAGAAAUUAACUUUAAGACAGACAAUAAUUGAGUUGCAGACAAACCUUCGGGAGGUAACGAGGGAAAAAGAGUCUAUAACUGAUCUCAGGCGAAAAGAGUCUCAAACCCAAGAGGAUCUCAAUUGCAAGCUGAAGGCUACAAUCAAUGAGCUGCAAACAGCCAAUCACCUUCAGGAAGAGAUGCUGAAGGAAGCCAACAAUCAAACAGAACAUCUGAAAAAGAUGGUACAGGGCCAUGAAGACAUCCUCCAGGAACUUCGCAAUGUCCUACUGGCCUAUGAAGAAAGUUCAGGAAAGAAGAUCUUUGAUCAGGAGAGCAUCGCCAACCUUCACGUCUGCAACCUUCCCAGGGCUUUCAGUAAAGUUCUGCGAGAUCUAGAUACAGAGAUAUCCCUGCUCAAAGCGAGGCUUACUCCAAUGGAAGAGCAAGUGGACAUGGUGAGGAGAGAAUCACAGUGCAAAACUGAAGCUUUGCUUCAACAGCAACAAGAGAGUGUUGAGAGACUGAUAAGUACACAUGAACAGGAAUUGGAAGCUCUGAACGAAAAGCUGAACAGCUCUCGCAGCCAUGCAAGCAACAUCGAAAGCCAGCUGGAGAUCAUCCAAGAGCAAGCAAGAAACCAGAACUCAUUGUACAUGCGACAGAUCAAUCAGCUGGAAAGCACUGUGUCCUCGCUGCGUUCUGAGCUCCGAGAAUCAAGGAGGAUGUCUCAGGACAAGAUAGAAGAGCUGGAGAAACAGCUGCAUUUGGUUCAUUCCGAGAUGGCGGAGGCUCAAAAUGAAAGGGACCAGUAUAGCCAGGAAACUGGAAACUUGGACGAUCAGGUUCAACAGUUGGUGAGUGAGCUUCAUAAGAAAGAUAUGGAGCUGAAUCUGGAAAAAGAGCAGAACAAGCGGCUCUGGGAUCGGGACACCGGCAGCAGCAUCACCAUUGACCACUUGCGGAGGGAACUGGACAACAAAAACAUGGAACUGCAACGCAUGGAGUCCAUCGUGUCGUCCAUGAAGAUGGAGUCCCAGGGGCAAAUGGAACGUCAGAUGUCUGCAAUUAAGGAAAAGAACGAAAGCAUCGAGAGGAUGGCGUCCAUGGCCUCCCAGCAAGAGUCCACCAAAGAGAUGCUCCGCAAAGUCGUGGAGGAGCUGACGGAGAAGAAGGUGAGCUUGGACGCAGCAGAGAAGCACGUGGCAGAGCUGACCUCGUGCCUGCAGGAGAAGGAGAAGGUGAUCGAGGCGACCAACGAGGAAAUCCAGAAGCUGCGCGGGCGCGUGGACGGGAAGCUGCAGGAGCUCCAGGUGCUGAAGAGCGAGAGUGACCACAUGCGGAGCGUGCGCUCGGAUUGCGACUCCCUGAGGCUGCAGGUGGUGGAGAAGGAGAAGGUGAUCGAGAUCCUGCGGAAGCAAGUCGAGAACAUGACUCAGAUCGUGGGCCAGCACAGUCGGACGGCUGGGUCGAUGGAGAUGGAAAAAUGCCAGCUCGCGAAAGAAGUCAACGACAAGAAAAUGGAACUCCAUGAGCUUAAGAUUUUGCUGGACAAGAAAGACAUCCAGGUUCGUGAGCUGGAGGCCAGGCUGAGCGAGAUGGAGCUGGAGAAGGUGAAACUGAUGAACGCCAGCUCUGAGAGGCUCCGGGCGCUGAAAGAAGUAAGCAUGGAAAAAGAAGAGCUUAUGAGUGAAGUAAAAAGCAGCCGCAUUGAGCUCGCUACGCUUGCAGAUGAACUGGAAAAUAUGAAGAGCAGCUACCGAGAUAAAAGUGAAGAGAUGGAAACCACCGUGGGCAAGCUGAGAGUGCAACUGAAGUCUGCUCAGAUUGAGCUGGAGCAAACCAGGGCCACUGUAAAAACUAUGGAGGGAUCUGAUGGCCACGGUAAUCCAAUGAAAGUUGCAAUGGGGAUGCAAAAGCAAAUCACAGCCAAGCGCGGACAGAUAGAUGCUUUGCAGAGCAAGAUUAAGUUCCUGGAGGAAGCAAUGACCAACGCAACUAAGGAGAAACAUUACCUGAAAGAAGAGAGAAAUAAGUUAAGCCAGGAAUUGAGCUGUGUGGCUUCUUUAAACAACAAAAUGGCUGGAGAGCUGGAGGUUCUUAAGUCACAGGAUAAACGAUUGAGAGAAAAACUUGCUACCAUGGAGGCAGCACUGGAUAAAGCUUCUAUGCAGUUUGCAGAAUGUCAGUGCAUUAUGCAGCGGCAGGAACAGGAAGCGAUGCGCUUCAAGCUUCAGCACACUUUAGAUGUGAAAGAGCUGCAAGGACCGGGGUACCUGCUGGGCUCCUCUUCAGCCAGGCCACGCCUCUCAUCCUUGCCUCAUUCCCACUCUUCUAGCGCACCAGCAUCCCAAGCCUUCGCUGGCCACAUCAUACCAUCCAGGGCCAGCUGCCCUGGCAAGGAUGACCCAUUACGAGAUUUAAAGCAACUCCUUCAAGAAUUGCGGUGUACCAUCGAUGAGAUCCCCUCUACCAUUCUCCCCAGAAGAGAAAGUGACAGCGAGCCCGAUUCAAUUCUGGAAGGCGCUAGCAAUUUAUUGGACCUUGCAAGCAGAGACUGCAUUGGCAGGAGAUCACAUGAAACUUACAGCAGGGAAACUGCAGUCCGGGACAUGCCUUCCGAUGUCAGCAUGGGGCAAGAUAGUUUCAGCAGGGAACCUUUAACGUUACAUGCUACAGACCUCGAAGAUUCAGAUGCUACCCUUCCCUUCACGUCCAGUGUGUCUAAAGGAAUCUUCAGUUCCACUCCUCGUUUUACUUCUUCAAAUAAACUGUCCCCAGAGGAGAGGUACAAAGACAGGUCUCCCGUGCACUCACUGUUAACGGCUCAUCUGGAUGACCUGAAGGUAACUCCUGCAACCUGUUCAGAACGCCGGUCAAGUCUGAAGAAGAGCAGCUCCCCGGAAGCUACAUCAUCUUCUGCCUGUAGAAGUAUCUCCUUUGGCACCUCUUCUAUUCAGGCAGGGGAAGCCAAUGGAAACGCCUGCAGGAAAUUACAGAAUAAGAUGGAGAGUCUGCAAAACCUAGUGGAAACAUUGCAGUUGAAAAACCAAGCAAUGUCCACAAUGAUCCGAUGCCAGGAAAAGAAGAUCGAGAAGGCGAAGGAGAAGGAGAAGAAGCUGUCCAAAUGAAAUGUGGUGUGGUUCUCAGUCGCUCAGAUGUAUGUAGAUUGUGCUCUGUUAAAUGGAAUGCUAAAAGCCUACCGUUACUGUUUAAUAAUAAAAGUUGCCAUAGUUUUGUAA